Messenger RNA from Aspergillus aculeatinus CBS 121060, 390 nucleotides. RefSeq lists its product as uncharacterized. NCBI's taxonomy places the organism in Eukaryota, Fungi, Ascomycota, Eurotiomycetes, Eurotiales, Aspergillaceae. The coding region runs from base 128 to 370 and encodes 80 amino acids. The record is from RefSeq and is a predicted model, not a curated record. The transcript is spliced from 2 exons.
CUUUGGAAUGUGGAGACGGUUGAGGGAGAGGAGCUCGACGACGGCAUGGCGCAGUGAACUACACCCGGGCUCAGACGUGUACUUACUGUUGUAAUAUGACACAAGAGAUUCACGACGGAUCGGCAUGAUGCAUGUAUGUACAUUAGCCUUCUCUUUGCUUUUAUUUUCCCAUUUACGCCCUGUCUGUCUCGGUCGUCGUUUGUAUGUUUCUGCGAUUGAGACGCAGUACUUUGCUUGCAUGUAUGCUGGAUUAGACUGGGGCUUUGAAAGGCGGUCUUUGCGUGGAUGGAAAUGGGAUCCAUCACAUACAUACAGAACACCUCUUUUGUCUCAAUUACUGAUUCACAUCCCGUAUCGUAGUGGCGCAUAAUUGAGGGUCCAAGAGUACAC